This is a messenger RNA of Sinocyclocheilus rhinocerous, 1211 nucleotides long. RefSeq names its product E3 ubiquitin-protein ligase UBR5-like. The coding region runs from base 149 to 1195 and encodes 348 amino acids. NCBI's taxonomy places the organism in Eukaryota, Metazoa, Chordata, Actinopteri, Cypriniformes, Cyprinidae. Gene Ontology annotation, biological process: protein polyubiquitination; positive regulation of canonical Wnt signaling pathway. Gene Ontology annotation, molecular function: ubiquitin-ubiquitin ligase activity. The record is from RefSeq and is a predicted model, not a curated record. The transcript is spliced from 5 exons. Gene Ontology annotation, cellular component: nucleus; cytoplasm.
UCUUUCAACCUUCACUCCAGUUCAGUCUCAUACAUUGGUCAGACACCAGCUGCAUUGCCCUUCCGGCCAGAGGGUGGCGCCACACCAGCUCAUCAUCCAGCAGAGCUCUACCGCUCAAAGACAGGUCCAGCCCAUUGCGCUGCGUGUCAUGCCGCAGGACAGCUCUCCUCCACCCCUUGCCCUGCAGUCCCGUACCACUCCCACUACAGCCACCGUCCAAUCACAGCACACUGAGUUCCUCUCAGUGCCCAAUCAUCCCAGCAAUCAGUCAGUAGUGGUGUCUACAUCCACAGCUCCCCCUGCAGUGCUCCCUGACCCUCCGACGCUUCAUCUGGGCCCAGUGCUAGAGCCGGUCUCCCAGUAUUCACCUCUGUCCAGCCCCCCUCCUCUCACCAUGGCUCUGCCCAGGCUGGUCCAGCCACAGAGACUGUCUCUCCGCUCAGUCCAGACCGUAGCUGUCCAGUCUGACCACAUGCUGGUGUCUGAAGAGGAGCUCCCAGUCACUGAAGCAGUAGUUCAGUUGCCUUUUCAGAAUCUGCCGCCACCACAGACAGUGGCAGUGGACCUAAAGGUGCAACCUGCCACACAAACAGAAGCUCCCUCGGCAACACCGCUGUUGAAGGAGAGUGGAAGCAUGGAUUUGGUGAAGGAUGUAGAACAUGCAUGUCCUCAGAACAGAACCCCCACCCCGCCACCACUGUCCCCACCAGACGACUCCACGGGCCUCAUCUACAUCGAUCCUUCAAACCUGCGACGGAGCAGCGCCAUCAGCACGAGCGCAGCAGCCGCCGCAGCAGCCCUGGAGGCCAGUAACUCCAGCAGCUACCUGACAUCCGCCAGCAGCCUGGCUCGAGCCUACAGCAUCGUCAUCCGGCAGAUCUCCGACCUCAUGAGCCUCAUACCCAAAUACAACCACCUGGUCUACUCGCAGUACCCCGCUGCAGUCAAACUCACCUAUCAGGACGCGGUUAAUCUGCAGAACUUUGUGGAGGAAAAGUUGAUCCCCACCUGGAACUGGAUGGUGUCCAUCAUGGAUUCCACUGAAGCGCAGCUGCGAUACGGCUCCGCUCUGUCAUCAGCCGGGGAUCCUGGUCACCCCAGUCACCCGCUGCACGCUUCACAGCACGCAGGCCGCAGGGAGCGCAUGACUGCUCGAGAGGAAGCCAGUCUCCGCACCCUUGAAGGUCGAAGGUAAGACCUUUGGGCAGUUA